This is a messenger RNA of Brassica napus (rape), 2594 nucleotides long. Its product is annotated as probable methyltransferase PMT2. Lineage: Eukaryota; Viridiplantae; Streptophyta; Magnoliopsida; Brassicales; Brassicaceae. Bases 523 to 2367 code for a protein of 614 amino acids. The record is from RefSeq and is a predicted model, not a curated record. The transcript has 7 exons. Gene Ontology annotation, molecular function: methyltransferase activity. Gene Ontology annotation, cellular component: endosome; cytoplasm; trans-Golgi network.
ACCCUUCUCUCUAUCUCAUUCUCUAUGGCUCUGUUUUAAAAAAAGGACAGCUUUAAUAUCUCUCUUUCUUUUCUCCUUUUACAUACAUCCCAUUCCCAUGGCUAGAUGAUGUUGAAGCUUCGCAAAAACUAGGGUUCUACACAAGCAGCUAUCUCACACGUUUCAUCCAAUCACCUCCCACCCUUCUCUUCAUCAGUCAUCAAUCAUCAAUCAUCAAUCAUCAUUCCCACCUGCAUCAAUCUCUGGAACUAUCGCUUCAGAUUAGCCAAUUGUAACAGAGGAUCUCCCCGAUUCGUUAUAUUACCUGUACGUUCUUAUAUACUCAUUCCGACAAAUCUAGAUCAGGGUUGCUUCUGUGUAUGUCGUCACUCAAUCUGUUGUAAUAAAUAUCCGUUAGUUACAUGUAUUCGUUAAUCUUACGGAUCUUUGACUAAUUACGCUAAAAUAGAUUUGAUCUUUUGCUUCUUCCUGAAGACAACACGAACGCGAGCACAUGUGUCUGAUUCUAGUUUAAAUUACACAAUGGCGUUGAAGUCAAGUUCUGCCGAUGGCAAAACAAGAAGCUCUGUUCAGAUCUUCGUCGUCUUCAGCCUAUGUUGCUUCUUCUACAUCCUCGGAGCAUGGCAACGAAGCGGUUUCGGCAAAGGAGACAGCAUCGCUCUCCAGAUGACCAACAGCGGAGCUGACUGCGACAUCGUCCCAAGCCUAAACUUCGAGACUCACCACGCUGGAGAAUCCAGCAUCGUUGGUUCCUCAACAAAGGUCAAAGCCUUCGAGCCCUGUGAUGCUCGUUACACUGACUACACACCCUGUCAAGACCAGAGACGCGCGAUGACUUUCCCUAGAGAUAGUAUGAUCUACCGCGAAAGGCAUUGCGUUCCCGAGAGUGAGAAGCUACGUUGCCUUGUGCCAGCGCCUAAAGGAUAUGUGACGCCGUUCUCUUGGCCUAAGAGUAGAGAUUACGUGCCGUAUGCUAAUGCUCCGUAUAAGGCAUUGACUGUUGAGAAGGCUAUUCAGAAUUGGAUUCAGUAUGAGGGUGACGUUUUUAGGUUCCCUGGUGGUGGGACUCAGUUUCCUCAGGGUGCUGAUAAGUAUAUUGAUCAGCUUGCUUCGGUGAUACCUAUGGAGAAUGGUACUGUUAGGACUGCUUUGGACACUGGCUGUGGGGUUGCAAGUUGGGGAGCAUACUUAUGGAGCAGAAAUGUGCGUGCAAUGUCUUUUGCACCAAGAGACUCACACGAGGCUCAGGUUCAGUUUGCUCUAGAGAGAGGUGUUCCCGCUGUUAUUGGUGUUCUUGGCACUAUAAAGUUGCCAUAUCCAGCACGGGCUUUCGACAUGGCUCACUGCUCUCGUUGUUUGAUUCCAUGGGGAGCAAAUGAUGGGAUGUACUUGAUGGAAGUUGACCGUGUGCUUAGGCCAGGUGGCUACUGGAUUCUAUCUGGUCCUCCUAUAAACUGGAAGAUCAACUACAAGGCAUGGCAACGUCCCAAGGAUGAGCUUCAAGAGGAACAGAGAAAGAUUGAGGAAGCUGCUAAGCUUCUUUGUUGGGAGAAGAAGUAUGAACACGGCGAGAUCGCUAUCUGGCAGAAGAGAGUCAACGAUGAGGCAUGCCGGUCAAGACGAGAUGACCCUAGAGCCAACUUUUGCAAAACUGAUGAUACUGAUGAUGUCUGGUACAAGAAGAUGGAGGCAUGUAUUACACCGUAUCCGGAGACAAGUAGCUCAGAUGAAGUUGCUGGAGGAGAACUUCAGGUUUUUCCAGAUAGACUCAACGCGGUACCGCCUAGGAUCUCUAGUGGUUCCAUCUCUGGUGUCACGGUUGAUGCAUAUGAAGAUGAUAACAGACAGUGGAAAAAACAUGUGAAGGCUUACAAGAGAAUCAACAGUUUGCUUGAUACAGGAAGGUACCGUAACAUCAUGGACAUGAACGCAGGGUUUGGUGGGUUUGCUGCUGCUAUUGAGUCUACAAAGCUUUGGGUUAUGAAUGUUGUCCCCACGAUCGCUGAAAAGAAUAGGCUUGGUGUUGUGUAUGAGCGAGGACUAAUUGGAAUCUACCAUGACUGGUGUGAGGCUUUCUCUACAUACCCAAGAACAUAUGACUUAAUCCAUGCGAACCAUCUCUUCAGUUUGUACAAGAACAAGUGCAAUGCGGAUGACAUUCUUCUGGAGAUGGAUCGUAUUCUCCGACCAGAAGGAGCAGUUAUAAUCAGAGAUGAUGUUGACACAUUGAUAAAGGUGAAGAGAAUCAUAUCCGGAAUGAGAUGGGAUUCGAAGCUGGUUGAUCACGAGGAUGGUCCUUUAGUUAAUGAGAAGGUUUUGAUUGCUGUGAAGCAGUAUUGGGUCACCAACUCCACCUCGGCUCACUGAAGUUUCGGUGUGACCUGAACAUUUUGAUCAAAUGAUAGAAAGCUUUCUUUGUCCUUAGGGAAUGUGAGAGAGCUACACUCUCGUCUUUGUUACACUUUUUCCAAGUAUCUCUAUUACUUUUAUUGUAAUAGUUUAUAUAUGUUUCCCAGUCCAAAAACUUGGAACUUUUGUUUUACAUUUUUGUUUCCAUGUGAUGAAAAGUGAAAACAAGAAGAAAUUGAAGUGGA